Messenger RNA from Vigna unguiculata (cowpea), 1071 nucleotides. RefSeq names its product Chlorophyll A-B binding family protein (gene NPQ4). Lineage: Eukaryota; Viridiplantae; Streptophyta; Magnoliopsida; Fabales; Fabaceae. The record is from RefSeq and is a predicted model, not a curated record.
GUUAAAUUAUAGAUGGUGUUCCUCUUCUAUCAUCAUUUUGGUAAACCCUACCUUAACAUAUUCAACACUACCAUUCCCAACAUUCUGAACCAAACCACCGAGGUAAGGUAACACUUCGUUUCAUACUCCACCAAUGGCGCAAACCAUGUUGCUCAUGUCCAGUGUCUCUAGCAGCCACUCCCUGGGUUUGAAGAAGGAUCUUUUCCUCCAAUUGAGGCCUAAAUUCUCUCAACUCUCCUUCAACCCUCUUCCAUCUUCAACUCCUUUCCCUUCUUCACCUCGUACAUUCACAACUCUCGCCCUCUUCAAAUCAAAGACCAAGGCCCCUCCUGCCAAGACCAAGGUUGUAAAGCCAAAGCAAAAGGUUGAAGAUGGUAUCUUUGGUACUUCUGGAGGGUUUGGUUUUACUAAGCAGAACGAGCUCUUUGUGGGUCGUGUUGCCAUGCUUGGUUUUGCGGCAUCAUUGUUGGGUGAAGGAGUAACUGGGAAAGGGAUUCUUGCACAAUUGAAUCUGGAAACUGGAAUUCCCAUUUAUGAAGCAGAGCCACUUCUUCUGUUUUUCAUCCUUUUCACGCUGCUGGGAGCUAUCGGAGGUUUAGGUGACCGUGGGAAAUUUGUUGACGAUGAGGAACCCAACACCGGAGGUGUUAUUCCCGGAGGCAAAGGCUUCAGAGAAGCACUUGGUCUCGGUUCAGGUCCUUUGUUUGGAUUCACGAAAGCUAACGAGCUAUUUGUGGGAAGAUUGGCUCAAUUGGGAUUCGUUUUCUCUCUGAUUGGAGAAAUUGUUACUGGGAAGGGAGCACUCGCCCAGCUCAACAUUGAGACCGGUGUACCGAUCAACGAAAUCGAACCCCUUGUCUUGUUCAACGUUCUUUUCUUCUUCGUUGCAGCUUUGAAUCCUGGAACUGGCAAAUUCGUUACAGAUGAGGGGGAUGAUGAAUAGAGAAUAGCUCUUUUUCUUUCUUUAUCUCUGUUUAAACAAUACUUCCUUCCUUAUCUAUCAUCAAUGCAUUCAGUUCACAACAACAACAAAAAAAAAAUCAUCACACUUUUCUGAUCUGUUUUACCCUA